Molecule: messenger RNA, 1623 nt
Organism: Syzygium oleosum
Lineage: Eukaryota; Viridiplantae; Streptophyta; Magnoliopsida; Myrtales; Myrtaceae
Product: adenylyl-sulfate kinase 3-like
Exons: 7
Coding region: 195-1046 (283 amino acids)
Biological process (GO): sulfate assimilation
Molecular function (GO): ATP binding; adenylylsulfate kinase activity
Source: RefSeq, a predicted model, not a curated record
AGCUGCAACUGUUACAAAACACAAAUCCAACUUCUCUCUGCUCCGGCUUCAAAACCAGCCUCGCCCGCACUCACUGCUCGCCGCAAUUCUGAGAUGUUUGCUAUCUCCAAAGAUUGAGCCUUCGAUCACAAAACCGUUCUCACGCGUGGCUUGUUGCUCUUCUUUCGUUCCUGCUAUUUGAACCUUUCGAAAAGAUGGGCGCCAUUCCGGUAGCAAAUUCGAAGAUCCGUCGCCGUCUCAUGGAGCCCGAAUACCCGUCCUUGUCAUCGCCGUCGUCGUCAAAGCUCGGUUUCGAGACUGUCCAUCUUCGGAAUAGAGGCGGCUCUUGGGGGUUACGCACGAAUCAUGGCCAUCGGCUUAGCCUUUUGGCGCCAAUUAAGGCGGCAGAGUAUAAAGGAAUCGCUUGCGCCGAUGAUCGAGGAGGCAAUACAGUUGGAAACUCGACGAACAUCACGUGGCACGACUGUCCGGUCGACAAACUUGCAAGGCAAGAACUACUCCAGCAGAAAGGUUGCGUGAUAUGGAUCACCGGGCUCAGCGGUUCAGGAAAGAGCACCUUGGCAUGCGCCUUAAGUCGUGGCCUGCAUUCGAGAGGAAAGCUGACCUACAUCCUUGACGGCGACAAUGUGCGACAUGGCCUAAAUAGCGACCUUAGUUUUACUGCGAAAGAUCGAGAAGAGAAUAUCCGGAGGAUAGGGGAGGUGGCUAAGCUCUUCGCAGAUGCCCGGAUCAUAUGCGUAGCCUGUUUAAUCUCUCCUUACAGAAAGGACCGUGCCACGUGCCGUGCGCUUUUGCCUAAAGGAGGAUUCAUCGAGGUGUUUAUGGAUGUUCCGCUCCAAAUUUGUGAGGCAAGAGACCCUAAGGGCCUUUACAAACUAGCAAGAGCUGGAAAGAUCAAAGGUUUUACGGGCAUAGAUGAUCCUUACGAACCCCCGCUGGAUUGCGAGAUAGUGCUCCAACAGAAGGGAUUGGACUGCAGCUCUCCUCAUGACUUGGCUGAGAAAGUCAUUCUGUACUUGGAAGAGAAAGGGUACCUAGAGGCCUGAAGCUCUAACCAAUAAUACAUACAUUGCAAAGGCAAAACAAAUCACUUCCCAUUUAAGACAAAAAGAAAUGAAAAGGGCACCAUUUCUGGGUUAGUGCCCCUGAUUAUGUAUAAACAAAAUGUAAGACAUAAUUGUAAUAAGUUUCGAUCAAAUGAGCAACAAAGUUAUUCGUUUUGAGUAUGACAUAGUUUACAGUAGUCGGAUGCAUCACAUCCAUGUCAGUCAUUUAAAAGAUGUGCGGUCUGCUAAUUGGAAAAUACUCCUUAUAGCUUGGAAGAAAAUCAGUUCCUUCAAUUUCUGUUUCACUCGAGUGUUUUCAAUCAACAUUUGUAUUUGCCCAUGAUCGGACAAACCACUCAUUCAUUUUCAUGGUUUAGCUUUUUUGAUGCCUUGGGUCUAACAUGGUUAUGGAAUGAGCCAUGAAUUGAAGCUGCAAAGAUUCGAAAGAUGACAUUUAUUUGAAACAUAAAUGGAAAUGUGAGCUUCAAGACAAGCAAAUGUUCAGACAGCAGAUGGCGCCGAUAAUCACCAGAACCAAACAUGAAGGGAAAGGAAAAAUAAACUGGAAUGUGCAAAA